Molecule: messenger RNA, 720 nt
Organism: Symbiodinium sp. CCMP2456
Lineage: Eukaryota; Dinophyceae; Suessiales; Symbiodiniaceae
Source: the annotation of a GenBank genome assembly
AUGCAACGCAUGCAAAGAAGGGAAGGCCGUUCGGAUGAGCGAAUUCCAAUGGUGUUGGACAAAGCUGUGUCCACGAACAUCCGGUUGCAGGUGUUCUUGCAGUUCGGAGCUUGGUUCGAUCUCCUCUUUGCUGUGCUUGAGGUGAUUGCUGGCUGGGCCAAGCAUCGAUGGAUUAAAGGAACCGUCGUCGUUGCCAUCUUGUGCAUCAACUAUUUGCUUUGCUUCGUUCUGGAGCCUUGCCGCCUCUACCUCGGAUAUGCCGGUAAUUUGGGCGAGAAGGUGCCAGAGCUCUUUCUCUUCGUUUUCCUGUGCAUGGGAUGUGUCGCAAUUCUCCUGGCAGAGUUAGUCCUUUGCGAGAUUCUUGAAUCUCUGCAACCCGCCAACUGCAGCUUUGCUCCGGAAUUGCCUUGCAUUCUCCCAAUGGAGCAGGCAUGCUGGAUCGUGCGGCUUGCUCUUUUGGUUUGCGAACUUGCGCUUGGGAUCCGAACUCUGCGCAGGCUGAUCCAUGACCAGUCUGCCCGUUUCUUCGUUGCCUUGGAUUCGCCGGAAGGCCAGUCAUUUGAUGACCUGAGCAGGCUCGACACAGUAUCCACAGGAGGGCAAGAAACUCGAGUGGCACGAGAGCUCGGACAGAGACCAAGGCCAGAGCGAGACAGAGGCCUUGCAGCUCAAAUAUAUGGGCGCCCUUCUCCUGAACUGAGCAGGCCGCAUGCCGAUUGA